Molecule: messenger RNA, 1606 nt
Organism: Morone saxatilis (striped sea-bass)
Lineage: Eukaryota; Metazoa; Chordata; Actinopteri; Moronidae
Gene: f2rl2
Product: coagulation factor II (thrombin) receptor-like 2
Exons: 2
Coding region: 167-1291 (374 amino acids)
Biological process (GO): positive regulation of Rho protein signal transduction; thrombin-activated receptor signaling pathway; phospholipase C-activating G protein-coupled receptor signaling pathway
Cellular component (GO): membrane
Molecular function (GO): thrombin-activated receptor activity
Source: RefSeq, a predicted model, not a curated record
CUGAGCUUGAGUACACACAGUUAUCUACUGUUAGACUGCAGAGAUGCAAAAGAGCAAAUUUCACCGGUGGCGGACUCCUAACAUUUACUGAAAAGAAGCAGCACUGAGAGAGUUGAAGACAAAAAAAACCUUCAAAAACUGUUGGAUAUUGAAACUGGGAAGAGAUAUGGCCGACCUUGUGCCAGGACUACUCAUUUGUUUGAUGGCAGUGCAGACCAUUCAGCAUGAUGGAAAUACAACAAGGACCAAAACCAACAGUUCACUUGGAGUGAUACCAAAAACCUUCAAGGGGAGCAGAUCUAAACAUAAUCACACAAUCCGAGUGCCGGCCCUGCUCUAUCCCAGCACAAAGCCUUGGCUGUAUGCAAACUCGGAGGAGUCAGUGACAGCGUAUACCACAGGGGUCCUCAGCACCUGGGUCAUACCUUCAUCAUACAUCCUGGCCAUGCUGGUGGGUAUCCCCGCCAACGCCUACAUUCUGGCCUUCCUCAGACUCAGAGCAAAGUCAUUCUCUACAGUAGUUCUUUAUCUGAACCUGGCCUUGUCCGACCUGCUGCUCCUGCUCUCCCUGGCACUGCGUGUUCACUACCACUUCAACGGAAACAACUGGAUAUUUGGGGAAAUCUCCUGCAGGCUCAUCACAGCCUUGUUUUAUGGCAAUGUUUACUGUUCAGCUCAAACCAUAGCAUGCAUCAGUCUGAAGCGCUACCUGGCUGUGGUCAAACCGUUUUUGUACAGAAGGCUUGCCAAGACUAAACUGGCAGUGGGGACGUGCUUGGUUGUGUGGUUCCUGCUCGGGGCUGCUAUUGUGCCUGAGCUCCUGGUCAGGCAGAGCUACCAGGUUGCCCACCUGGGAGUCACCACUUGCCAUGAUGUACUUCCCCUAGAAGACAAAUCCCAUUCCCCGCUAGUGCCAUACAGGCUGAUGCUGGUUUGUCUGGGCUUCAUAGUGCCCUUCCUGAUUUGUGUUUAUGCCCAUGUGGCAAUGGUAUACCACCUAGGGCAAUCUCGUUGUGACUGGACACCGUUUAUCAGGGUCAGCACUCUAGUUUUCAUCAUCUUUGUGGUGUGUUUCUUGCCAAGCAGCAUACUGCACAUCACCCACUACAUCCGUCUGUUUUCUAAUGGGGACGACAGACUGUAUGGAUACUACAGAGUAGCAGUGUGUCUCUGCUGCUUCCACAGUUGUCUGGAUCCCUUCCUGUGUAUGCUCAUUUCCAAGACGGCAGCCUCAGAACUACAAUUCAUCUCCCUCCACGGGAUACCACAGAGACCGGCUGUUAUGAUGUGAGACUGGAUGUGUGAGCACAGAAAAACAACCUCCUUGCUGGACCAUUGUUCAGAAUUAGCACAGGAUUGUUGGGAACCAGCAGGAAAGCACAAGCCCACAAAAAUUAAAACUGGACAAGUGGGUCUGUUAGGUCCAAAACAACACCAAGCUCUAUGAAGUCAAUUUUCAGGAAAAGGAACAUUUAGAUUGUGAAACCUAAACAAGCCUAUUAUGCAACACAGAAUUAAAUACAAAAAACACAUGAACAAUUACUCUUUCCAGUUUAAAAAGUUCAAUAUUAAGCAAUUCAGAUUUAUUUAUACAUGCUAUAUAAAU